GUCAAUCCCAUCUUUUUUUUCUGCAGUUUGACCUGCGCUGAUCUCUCGACCGUCGUUGGGCUAGUCCUGCCAUAAUAUCAAGCUAACAUUCCCCACAUUCAAUCUCUCACACCUAGCUUCUCAGAUCUUAUAUACUUCUCUCCCUCUCAAUCUAGACGUUUUAGGCUAGGUUUCCUAUCGUCUUGUACGGUAACUUCUCAGAAUGGCGCCUGGCAUCGUAGAGCCAGCUGUGCCACAAGAAUCUUCUCAUUCCCUAUCUUCCCUCACCGGAGCUUACGAUGAUACCCUUCGCUUCUAUUUAAAUGGGACCAAGGUAGUUUUAGAUUCUGCUGACCCUGAAGUAACAUUGUUGGAGUACCUUCGAGGCAUUGGCCUCACGGGAACGAAGCUCGGAUGUGCUGAGGGAGGGUGCGGGGCUUGUACAGUUGUUAUCUCACAGUUUAACCCUACUACGAAACAGAUAUACCAUGCCUCGGUCAACGCUUGCCUCGCACCGCUGGUCAGUGUUGACGGCAAGCACGUAAUCACAGUUGAGGGGAUUGGAAACGUAAAGCGACCACAUCCAGCCCAGGAGCGGAUAGCCAAGGGCAAUGGCAGUCAGUGUGGUUUCUGUACUCCAGGCAUAGUCAUGAGUCUGUAUGCCCUCCUUCGGAACGAUUCCGAUCCGAGCCAACACGAUGUGGAGGAAGCUUUCGACGGAAAUCUGUGUCGAUGUACUGGGUACAGGCCAAUACUCGACGCGGCGCAAAGCUUCAGCAUCGAGAGAGUAUGUGGAAAGGCUAAAGCAAAUGGGGGAAGCGGAUGCUGCAAGGAUGGAGUGGAUAGUGGGGACGGAGAUUCUCAACCGAUCAAACGAUUCACUCCUCCUGGUUUCAUCGAUUAUAAGCCAGAUACUGAGCUAAUAUUCCCACCUGCUCUGCGGAAACACGAGUUCAAGCCAUUGGCCUUUGGGAAUAAGCGCAAGAGAUGGUAUAGGCCGGUUACACUCCAGCAGCUUCUCGAGAUCAAAAGCGUGUAUCAUUCUGCGAAGAUUAUAGGGGGAAGCACUGAGACGCAGAUUGAGACUAAGUUUAAGGGAAUGAACUACUCUGUAUCAGUCUUCGUGGGCGAUAUUUCGGAACUCCGGCAGUUCUCUUUCCAAGACGGUUACCUAGAAAUAGGUGGAAAUGUGGUACUAACCGACUUGGAGACGAUCUGCAAAGAUGCUAUAAAACACUACGGAGAAGUCCGUGGACAGCCCUUUGCCGCUAUCUUGAAGCAGAUUAGGUAUUUUGCCGGACGACAGAUCCGAAAUGUCGGAACCCCUGCAGGAAACCUUUCUACAGCUUCGCCUAUUUCCGAUCUAAAUCCCGUCUUCGUUGCUUCUAAUGCCACCCUUAUCGCCAAGUCUUUGGAUGAGGCUACCGAGAUUCCAAUAUCUGCCUUCUUCAAGGGCUACCGUACCACCGCCCUCCCUCCAGAUGCAAUCAUCGCCAGUAUACGGAUACCAGCAGCGAAAGAGAAGGGAGAGUACAUGCGCGCAUACAAGCAGGCCAAGCGGAAAGAUGACGAUAUCGCAAUCGUUAAUGCUGCGAUGCGAGUGACAGUAGAUGAAUCUCAGGUAGUCGAAAGUGUCGACCUCGUUUAUGGAGGCAUGGGACCCAUCACGAUUGCUGCGAAGAAUGCUAUGGUAUUCCUCCGGGGAAAGAAGAUCUCGGAACUGAAGACUCUUGAAGGUGUCAUGAGUGCUUUAGAAGAGGACUUUGACUUGAGAUUUGGGGUUCCUGGUGGGAUGGCUACCUACCGGAAGUCUCUCGCCCUUAGCUUCUUCUAUAAGUUCUAUCACGAAGUCCUUAUUCAAUUAAACACCGAAGAAGCUCAGGUCGAUGCUCAGGCUAUUGGGGAAAUUAAUAGAGAUAUUUCAUUCGGGCUGAAAGACCACAAGGCCGCGGAAGCCUACACUCAGAAGAUCUUAGGCUCUGAACGACCUCACGUUGCAGCUAUGAAACAAUGCACAGGAGAAGCGCAGUAUACGGAUGAUAUCCCGUUACAGAAGAAUGAGCUCUAUGGAUGCCUCGUAUUAUCAACAAAAGCGCAUGCCAAACUCAUCAGCGUCAAUCCUGAACCAUCCCUUGAUCUCUCAGGCGUGGUGACGUGGGUUGACCACCACGACUUGGCUUCCCCCGAAGCUAACUGGUGGGGAGCACCUUCCUGUGAUGAGGUUUUCUUUGCUGUCGACGAAGUCUGUACUGCAGGUCAGCCAAUUGGCAUGAUCCUUGCGGACACUGCGAAGCGAGCCGAAAUGGCCGCUAGAUCUGUUGAGAUUGAGUAUGAGGAUCUUCCAGCAAUCUUCACGAUUGAAGAAGCCAUUGAGAAGGAGAGCUAUUUCAGCCACUUCCGGUAUAUAAAGAAGGGGGAUGUUGAGAAGGCCUUUGCCGAAGCCGAUCACGUCUUCACCGGUAUUGCGCGCAUGGGGGGUCAGGAGCACUUCUAUCUCGAAACACAAGCAUGCCUGGCGGUUCCGAAGCUGGAAGACGGAGAAAUGGAGAUCUUUAGCAGCACACAGAAUCCUGCCGAAACUCAAGCCUACGUGUCUAAGGUCACUGGAGUACCCGCAAACAAGAUUGUCUCUCGAGUCAAGCGGAUGGGAGGCGGGUUUGGCGGGAAAGAGACCCGGUCAAUUCAACUUGCUGGUAUUGUCGCGACAGCAGCGAAGAAGGUCCGACGGCCUGUACGGUGCAUGUUGAACAGAGAUGAAGACAUUAUGACUUCUGGUCAACGCCACCCAUUCCUCGCAAGAUGGAAAGUUGCUGUAAACAAGGACGGCAAGCUCCAGGCUCUUGAUGCAGACGUCUUCUGCAAUGGCGGGUGGAGUCAGGAUCUCAGUGGAGCCGUGGUUGAGCGAGCAAUAACGCAUAUUGAUGGCGUGUAUUCUAUUCCCGCCAUCCAUGUGCGCGGGAGAGUAGCCAAGACUAAUACCGUCUCUAACACAGCUUUCAGAGGCUUUGGUGGCCCUCAAGGAAUGUUCAUUGCGGAAACUUACAUGUCAGAGAUAGCGGACCAUCUCAAGAUACCUGUUGAGAAACUCCGUGAAAUCAACAUGUAUACUCCCGAGACCAAUAUGAUUACCCACUUCAACCAAGAGCUUAAAGAUUGGUACGUUCCGUUGAUGUGGAAGCAAGUCCAAGAAGAAUCAAAUUAUGCCCAACGACGACAAGAUAUCGAAGAAUUCAAUAAAACACACAAAUGGAACAAGAGAGGCUUGGCAAUCAUCCCCACGAAGUUCGGCAUCUCCUUCACAGCGCUCUUCCUCAACCAAGCCGGCGCCCUAGUCCACAUCUACCACGACGGCUCCGUCCUCGUGGCACACGGCGGCACGGAAAUGGGCCAAGGGCUGCAUACCAAGAUGACUAUGAUUGCUGCUGAAGCACUCCAAGUCUCUCAAGACAACGUCCACAUUUCCGACACCGCAACCAACACGGUCGCAAAUUCAUCGUCAACGGCAGCAUCCGCAUCCUCCGACCUAAAUGGAUACGCCAUCUGGAAUGCAUGCCAGCAACUCAACGAGCGACUCCAACCUUAUCGUGAGAAGCUCGGCCCAAAUGCUACAAUGAAAGACAUUGCACACGCCGCCUACUUCGACCGCGUCAAUCUCUCAGCGCAAGGCUUCUACCGCACUCCCAACAUUGGGUACAUCUGGGGCGAAAAUACAGGGCAAAUGUUCUUCUACUUCACGCAAGGCGUCGCCGCCGCCGAAGUUGAAAUCGACACCUUAACUGGGGAUUGGACUUGUAGACGGGCCGACAUCAAAAUGGACGUUGGUCGGUCCAUCAACCCAGCCAUCGACUACGGACAAAUCGAAGGCGCGUUUGUGCAAGGGCAGGGCCUGUUUACGACAGAGGAGAUGUUGUGGCAUAGAGCUAGUGGACAGAUUUUCACAAGAGGACCUGGCGCGUAUAAGAUCCCCGGGUUUAGGGAUAUUCCGCAAGAGUUUAAUGUGACAUUGUUGAAGGAUGUGGAGUGGGAGAAUUUGAGGACGAUUCAGAGGAGUCGUGGUGUUGGCGAACCCCCCCUCUUCAUGGGAUCCUCCGUCUUCUUCGCCAUCCGUGAUGCGCUUAAAGCUGCACGCGCAGAGUUCGGCGAAUAUGAAAUUCUGCAUUUGCAGAGUCCGGCAACGCCAGAGAGGAUUAGGGUUAGUUGUGCGGAUCCGAUUCUCAAGCGCGCGUGGGUAGAGCCGAGGGAGGGGGAAAAGAGUUUUUUUGUAGCGAUAUAGAUUGAGACUGCAGGGAGGUGCUUUUAAGUCUAAGGGAUAUCAAGACUGAGUGAUAAGAUGAUGUAUGGUUGCGGAAGCACACACUAUCGUUUCGAUAUAAUGGUGGAUUUAUUUCCGCCACUUAUUGAUGGAAUUAUCAUUGUUUUCAUUUGCUCAUCGCCUCCCUGGAGCAUUUUGAAUAAAGAGCAGAUGCCGAAACAAAUAAGGGAU
Lindgomyces ingoldianus is the source of this 4462-nucleotide messenger RNA. RefSeq names its product xanthine dehydrogenase/oxidase. Gene Ontology annotation, molecular function: 2 iron, 2 sulfur cluster binding; iron ion binding; FAD binding. The coding region runs from base 203 to 4252 and encodes 1349 amino acids. The transcript is spliced from 4 exons. The record is from RefSeq and is a predicted model, not a curated record. NCBI's taxonomy places the organism in Eukaryota, Fungi, Ascomycota, Dothideomycetes, Pleosporales, Lindgomycetaceae.